Messenger RNA from Entrophospora candida, 375 nucleotides. The record is from the annotation of a GenBank genome assembly. NCBI's taxonomy places the organism in Eukaryota, Fungi, Glomeromycota, Glomeromycetes, Entrophosporales, Entrophosporaceae.
AUGUCCAGUGACAGUAAUAAAAAGAAAAAAUUGAGUAAAAAGAAAAAAGGAUUGAAAGAAAUUGAUGUUAUCUCCGAAUUGAUUGGGUCUUUUAUGAUCAGCAAUAAUAAUCCCCUAUUAUCUGGGAUAAUUGAUGUUAUGAAUUUACAUCCUGAUCUAAUUGAACAACUACAAUUUUUCAACUUAUGGGAUGAAGUAAAUCAAGGUUUUGACAUUAUAUCUCCGCCAGACAAUCUAUUAGAAUUUGUAAACUUAUAUUUAGAAAAAAAAGGAUGUUAUGGAAUCAGUCACAUGAUGGGUUUGCGCCCAUUAAAAAUUUCAUAUUUUGGGAUUUAUAUAGAUUAUCCUACUAAUACUAAUGGGAUUACAACAUAA